AUGGGGUUUCCUCAAACUCCAAGCCAUCCUCACUUGUAUUCACAAGCACUGCAACAAAAACUUUACCAGAGGCGGACUUCCACUGCCUCAUCUCCUCCACCAACACUUCCGAGGACCUUAAACCAAGCAACUCCAUUCGCCCCUUUGGGUGAAAUGGGCUUGAAGGGGAACCUCAAAGAAAAGCUUCCAGUAAUCUCCUUUAAUGAUGAUCUGAAGAUAAAAGAAUCGCAGUGUUGUGUUUGCUUGGGAGAAUUCGAGAUCAAUGAGAAGGUGCUGCAGCCACGUUUGUGCAAACACAUCGUUCACAUCGACUGCAUACGCCACUGGCUCCAUUCAAACUCCACUUGUCCACUAUGUAGAUCCUCGGUCAUUGCCACCACCAAGCAUGCCAAUUUUGAUCUACCUGUCAGUCCCGAACCAGUUGAGCAAGAUAACCAAAACUUCCACCACGAUCCACAGAAUAUCGCUUUUGUAGGGCAACAAGGUCAACUAAGUAGAGGUAGAACAAUUCUGAAUUCUUGCUCGAUAGAGCAGCAUAUCGUCCUAAUAGAAGGAUCAUCCAGUGCAAGCUCAUCCAUUUGCAGAGACAGUGAGCUGAGUUCUCUAUAUCCUGAAUCAGUCGUUCUCAGCAUUCAAUCUCAUGGUAGUUGA
Ilex paraguariensis (yerba mate) is the source of this 651-nucleotide messenger RNA. The record is from the annotation of a GenBank genome assembly. NCBI's taxonomy places the organism in Eukaryota, Viridiplantae, Streptophyta, Magnoliopsida, Aquifoliales, Aquifoliaceae.